AUGGAAGAAAAGUUAAAUGAAAUGGAACAAGCUGGUAUCAUCACAAGGACAUCAACGCCUUACAGUAGUCCAUUGACAUUCACUCUUAAAAAAGACGGCUCAAUUAGAGUUCUGCUUGAUGCCAGAAGCAUAAAUAAGAAAAUGGUUGCAGAAACAGAGAAACCACCUAUACAAUUAGAUGUUUUGAAUUCAUUUCACGGAGCGAAUUAUAUCACUACCAUUGACUUAAAUAAUGCAUAUUUUCAAAUUCCGAUAAAUAAAGAUGGUAGAAAAUAUACUGGAUUCACAUUCAAUGGAAAGUCAUAUGUAUAUAAUGUUUUGCCGCAAGGAUUAAAAACAUCAGUAGGAAGCUUUAGCAGAGCCAUGAAUUUAAUAUUAGGACCAGAAGUCCAAGAAUUUUGUGUGAACUAUUUAGAUGAUCUAGCCAUUAUUACAACAGGAACGUUAGAUAAACAUUUGGAGCACAUUGAUAUUGUUUUAAGUAAAUUGAACAAAGCUGGCUUAACGUGUAACUUGCAGAAAUGUGAAUUUAUUUGUAAAGAAAUUAAAAUGCUGGGUUUUAUAAUUUCAACAGAAGGCAUAAAGACAGAUCCCGAUAAGAUUCGAGCGAUCCAAGAGUUUCCAGCACCUAAAAAGAUUAAACAAUUAAGGGCCUUUUUAGGUCUAUGCAAUUUUUAUAGAAGGUUUAUACCAAAUUACAGCGAGAGCAUAAUACCGCUCUGUGAAUUACUUAAAAAGGGACGAAAGUUCCAAUGGAGCGGUAAAGAACAGAAGGCAUUUGAUUUUAUAAAACAACAAUUUAUUAAUACAAUACAAUUGCAUCAUCCAGACUUUAAUAAGCCGUAUUAUUUACAAACAGAUUGUUCCGGUGUGGGUAUGGCCGGAGUACUAUAUCAGAUAGAUGAUAAUAAUGAAAUGAGAAUUUUAGGCUAUCAUAGUAAAGCCUUAAAAGGCCCCGAAUUAAAUUGGUCUGUUACUGAACAAGAGUUUUAUGCUGUAAUAAGCUGCCUAAAGAAAUUUGAAACAUAUUUGCGGGGCAGUAAAUUAAUAAUACUAACUGAUCAUAAAGCAUUAUUUUUUAUUAAUAAUAUGAAGUUAUUCAAUGGUAGAGUAACCCGAUGGAUUUUGUAUAUAGAACAAUUUAAUUAUGAAGUACAGCAUAUAUCGGGUAGACGUAAUAUUGUUGCAGAUGUGCUAUCACGUUAUCCUCCUGAUGGCGAUUUAAUACAAGAGGAUAAAAAUAAUAGUUUAGAAAUUGCUUACACAGAGAGCGAACCGAAUAUUGAGUUCAUAGAAAAAUUAAAAUCCUUAACAGUAUAUCAAUUACAAGAUUCAGAGUCGUUGGCUAUUAUUGAAAAGUUAAAGACAUUAAAUACUUCCAUAAUAAAACAAAACAAUAAAUUUAAAAGAUAUAGUUUGAAAAAUGAUGUAUUAUAUUACAAAACGAAUUUACAAGAAGUAAUAUAUUUACCUAAAGCAUUGAGAUAA
Molecule: messenger RNA, 1488 nt
Organism: Parnassius mnemosyne (clouded apollo)
Lineage: Eukaryota; Metazoa; Arthropoda; Insecta; Lepidoptera; Papilionidae
Source: the annotation of a GenBank genome assembly